Messenger RNA from Paramecium sonneborni, 3675 nucleotides. The record is from the annotation of a GenBank genome assembly. Lineage: Eukaryota; Ciliophora; Oligohymenophorea; Peniculida; Parameciidae.
AUGCUCAACGCUUCUGAAUAGGCUGCAACUUCUUUAUUAAAUGACAAACUAGAAGAUCUAAAAAAAAUAAUGAAGCAAUAUUCAAAAUAUACUACAGAUUCAUAAAAUGAAUAUGAGUAACAUUUUAAGAAAUUUGGACCAUUUAACAAAUAAUAUUCUUCAUAGAUUUCAUUAUAAGUUAAUGAUCCAAUAAGCUUAGGUAUUUUACUUUAUUUAAUUCAAGGACAAAAUUUGAUUGAAUUCAUUUAACUUUUUGAAUCGAUCUCAAAAACAUCACUUUCAUAGUUUUCAGAAUUUUUCUAAUUCUUUUCUCAAAGUAUUGAGUAAUAUAAUGAGAAGAUGAAUAUUUUCACUAAAAUAAUAACAGAUGGUAAUUUCCAACAAUCGCAAUAGCUUGCAUAACAUAGAUAAAAUUGUAAAAAGGCCAAAGAUAAAUAUGAUAAACUAUGUAAAGAAAUAGAAAUGACUUUGAAUUCUGGUAAGAAAAAUUCAGUUGAUGCUUUAACUGGAUAUGAUCUCAAUCUGUCUUUCAAGAACGAUUAAAAAUUAAAGGAAUUAAUAAAACAAGUUGAGCCUGCAGAAUAAUAAUACAAAGAAGCUUAUGAUAGUUUAAUUAUAAAAACAAAAGAUUUCAAUUAAGCUAUUGAAGAUUCUCGAUAGUAAUUAAUCUAAGCUCAUUAAUUAACUUAUUCAAAAUUUGUAGAUAUUACAAUGAAGCUUGAUUAACAUAAAUUAUCUGCAAAUUGUUGGAUUAAAGGUUAAAUGGAUGAAAAAUAAGAAAAAAUUUUAUCCUUACCAAUUUAUGAUUAAGAAAUGGAAGAAAGAAUAAUCACAUCUAAAUAUGAAUAAGAUAAUCAGUUUAGAUAUAUUACUAUUAUGAGUAAAAUUGCAGAAAAAAAACAAAUAACAGAUUAAGAAUAUUUAACAAUUCCAGAUACUUUACAUAAACAUAUAGAUGCUUAAUUGUCUUUUAUAAAUGAUAGGCUUAAAAAUUAAAAAAUUCUACCAAUUUACCUUACAGAAUUAUCUAAUCUUAUGGAUUAAUUUUCAAAAAAUUUAUAAAAAUCAGUAAAGACAACCUUAUAAUUUAUUCAAGUAAUUAAUAUAAUUAUUUAUAUAGGAUAAAUCAGACAAAGAUAAAUUAAAUUUCAUAAAGCCAAUUCUUUAGGUAUAAGAAAUUUUGGUUAAGUAAAAUGAUUAUUUUUCAAAAAAGUAUAAUUAAUAAUCAUAAUUUAUUUUACUUAAAGCUUAAUGCUUGGAUUAAUUAAUCAAAGAGUAAAAAAAUUAAGAAAAAAGUUUUUUGAAUAUGUACUAAAAGAUGUUGAAAGAUUUUUAAUCACUCAAAUAAUAAAUUUUAGAAAAUGAAUAGAAGCCAGCAAUAAAAGAAAAUUUAAUAUAAUAAUUAAAGAAAACUAUAUAAGAAAGUUGUAAUGGUCUUAAACACUCAGUGGAUUCAGUAAGAGGUAAUGAAUAUUAAAGAUCUAAUUAAAUCAUUUAAACAUUAGAUUAAAUUAUAAGUCAUUAUAGUUCAUUCUUAGAUGAAAUAGUAACUUAGACAAAAUAAUAGGAAGAAAGCUUAAGUUAAAUUUAGGAAAAGAUAAAAUAAGUUGAAUAUGAAACUAUGUUAAAUACUAAACUUGAUUAAUAAGAUUUGAAAUUUCAAAAGUUAUUUGAGAUGACUGAUGAAAUCAAAUCUAAGAUUGAAAUGGCAACAUUGCUAUAAUAAUAAGAAGAGAGUGAAAGUGAUGAUAUAAACUUGGAGGAAGGUUCUGUUAAAGUGUCUUAAAAAUUAAUUGAAAAAUUCAGAAUAUUAGAAGGAGAUAAGUGUAUUGCAAGUUAUGCAUGUGCAUUUGAUAAUAAAAUUCUUUUAUAAGGUAGAAUGUAUAUUUUUUCAUCUAAAGUUUGUUUCCAUUCAUAUUUUAAUGGCAAAGUAUUUAUUUUAUGAAUUAAUAGACUCUUUUUGGAACUACAGCAUUAGGUAUUCCUUCAAUAGAUAUAUAAAAUAUUAGAAGAACUAAAGCUUAUAUGGUAGAUGCAGCUAUUGAAUUUAAAACAAUGAAAGGAUAUUUAGUCUUUGCCAGUUUAGCCAAUAGAGAACAAACUUUGGCGAGCUUGAAAUAAGUAAAAGGCUUAGAGUAAGGAAUUAUUGAGGAAAAAAUUGAAAGUGAACCAGAAAGAAAUAUAUAAUAAGUUUAUAUAGAAACAUAACAACUAAUGAAACCUCAAGAAAAAUAAUAAGGAAUUAGAAGUCCUUCACCAAAACCUUAGAAUAUAUCAGCAGAACCUUAAAAUUAGAAGAAUUUAGAUUAAUAAUUAGAUAAAAGUCUAAACAAUUUAAAUCAAUAACAACAAUAAUAAUAAUAAUAAUAGUAAUAAUAAUAUAUAUUAUAAUAGUAGUAAUAAUAAUAAUAGUAAUAAUAGUAAUAAUAAUAAUAAUAAUAGUAGUAAUAAUAAUAAUAGUAAUAAUAGUAAUAAUAAUAAUAAUAGUAAUAAUAACAAUAAUCUAUUGAUCAAUCUAUAAUAAUUCCUUAAAUACAAAUUACUGAACCUAUUCAAGAGAUUAAAAGAUCUUCUCAUGAAUAAAAUUCUUAGACUAAAUAAAAUAAAGAAGUUGAUAAAUAAGAAAAAACGAGUGAAAAGAUAAUAAAUAAAGAUUAAUAAGAAUAAUCUAAUCCUGCUUUACCUUAGGUUUCAUAAUUUGAGACAGAAUAAAUAAAUGAAAAUUAAAGAGAUCUUUAUAAUGAAAUAAUGGUUUAGAAUAAGUAAAAUAGAUUUAUGAAUUAACCUGCAAUAAUGAAAUUUAAAACCUAAUUAAAGGUAAGUGUAAAAGAAUUUAUAGAUUACUUUUUAUUAGAUACUCCUUACGAAAAUUGUUUAUCAUUUCCUCAAUAUUAUCAAGUUGUUAUAUGUUAAGAUAGGGAGAUUGAUUUUUAAAAGUAUUAACCUGAACCAAAAAUUGGACAUAUUUCAAAAAGACCAAUAAAAUUCAUUCAUCCAGUCAAAGAAAAAUAAAUGUUUGCCCCAGAUAUAGUUCAUUGUUUUGCAGAAGAUGUUUUAUAUUAUUUUAAUGAUAAUGAGAUAUUAUUAGAAAAAGAGGUAAAAUUUGCUAAAAUACCUUAUGCCGACAGUUUUUCUUGUAGAGUUUUUUGGCAUAUUCAUUAAAUUGAUGGUGGAUGUUAGGUAAAUUAUGGAUUUUAUAUUCAUUUUUUCAAAUAGACUGUUUUCAAAAGUAAAAUUGAAAAUAGCAGUAAAAAAGAAAGCAUUGAAGUUUGGGAAAAGUAUUUAAAAUAAAUAUAUGAGGAAGAGCAAAACAAAAUUAUAAUGAAAAGAGUUUAAAAUGAACAAAAACAACAAAAAAUUGAAGAAAUUGAAAUUAAGGAUCCUAUAGAAACAAAAGUUGAAUAAGUGUUAGUAUAAAGGUCAAAAUAAAACAACGAGGAGUUGAUACUUGAAUAAAUUUAGCAAGAAUCCUAAGUUGUAUAAGAUAGCAAUUAAAAUCAAGAGUAAAAUUAAUAGUAGAUUAUUGAAAAUAAAGUAAAAGAUGUAAUUGAAGGAAAAUAAAUUCCGCAAUCUAUACCAUAAGAAUUGAAUUCCAAAAUAGAGAAAUUAACCCAAUUAUCUUAUGCAAUAAUUGGUCUUUUAAUUAUCAACAUUUUGCUAACCAUUGGAAAAUGA